AUGGCUGUUCAGCCAUUCACGUUCGACAACGUGCUCACGAUAACGCUUGGCAAGUACAAGCUGCUUUCUCACUCUCUACCAACUCGCAUCAUCACUCUUUUCACAAACACCAUGCUUUUCUCAACUCAAGCAGCGCAGGCUUUGAUUAUUGCUUCCGGUCUCGCUUUUGUAUCAGCUGCUCCAGCUCCCGUCCUUGUCGGCGUCGACGAAGUCAUUCUUUAUGGAAAAGGGCGUCUCUCGGUCAUGAAGCGCUCGGUCUUGAAGGAACUAGAAGACGCACGCAAUGCUGCCGUUGCACCACCAAAGCCCAGUUACCUCGAAGACAAUCUCACCACCUACGCUGGCAAGCAAGCGGCUGCACCCUUGUCACGGCUACGGAAGCGCGAUGACUCAAUCAUCAUUCCCAACCCGAACUCUCGCUUUUUGGGAUGGGACGUUCAAAUGAGUCAAGUCGUCAAAGGCGCACCCACGUCAAUCUCCGUCUCUUCUGGCUACUCAAUUGGCAAUUCAAUCUCGGUUGGCGCCGGCGUUGACCUCACACUCAUCAAAGACUUCCUCAGUGCCUCAAUGAGUACCGACUACACCCACUCGUGGACAAGUGAACAGAGUCAGCUUUUCCGAGCCGAUGUGCCCGAGGGAAAAUACGGCGCUUUUGUCAGCAACCCUUGGACCAACCGCGCUAGUGGCAAUGUCUGGACGGGCAGCAUAGGCGGUGACGGCACUUUGACACCUUAUCAAGCUGAUUCAUUUGACACCAAGAAGUUCGAUGCCAUGGAAUGGGUUGAUGGGGUCAUUAGCCUAUGCGUCGGUGACACCUUCCCGUUGAAGAGAUGCGUGGGCGAAGGCAAUUUGUGA
Parastagonospora nodorum SN15 is the source of this 855-nucleotide messenger RNA. RefSeq lists its product as hypothetical. Bases 1 to 855 code for a protein of 284 amino acids. Lineage: Eukaryota; Fungi; Ascomycota; Dothideomycetes; Pleosporales; Phaeosphaeriaceae. The transcript is spliced from 2 exons. The record is from RefSeq and is a predicted model, not a curated record.